This is a messenger RNA of Phalaenopsis equestris, 2137 nucleotides long. RefSeq lists its product as uncharacterized. Bases 1 to 1950 code for a protein of 649 amino acids. The record is from RefSeq and is a predicted model, not a curated record. Lineage: Eukaryota; Viridiplantae; Streptophyta; Magnoliopsida; Asparagales; Orchidaceae. The transcript is spliced from 7 exons.
AUGGUGAACCUUCCUAGCUGCUAUUCUGCUUCUUCCAUAGUAGCCCUCAUCUCUCCAGCCUUCACCGCAGCCGUCGAUCCAGCCUUCAACAACGUUCCUGCUUCUCUCGAGCUGUGGUUUGACGUCGUUACUAUCUCUAACCCGCUGUCCUACUUCUUCCACAGCAGCUCCCACCUCUCCGACAAUAUAUUGACAUUUUUGCGCUUCGUCUUGCAUUUAAACUCGUCCCACUCGCUCUGUACGGUGUCAUCUCAGCACCUCCUAGCCCUCGAGAAUGGAGUUUCCUUUCGGGCCCCCCCCCCCCGCCAUGACGAGCACCAUCACAGCCCCGACGACGACGAAGAUGAAAGAAACCGCUCUCCUCCUCAUUUCCCUUCCCCAGAAGACGGUCCCGAACCCUUCCAACCUCCUCCCGGCGUCCACCACGUCUCCCAUCAACCCGGGGCUGGGUUCACUCCUCCGCCACCGUUUUCUGAACCUCCGCCACCACCAUUCUUCGAUGCGCCGCCACCUCCUCGCCCUUCUCCCGUCGUGGACGAUCCUUUCCAUGACUCUCGACACGAAAUUAAAAAAGAGGAGGGAUGCCACCGCUCGGGAUACUCCGAUAAUGCGAGCCAUGAGGGGGAGGGUGGAUCUCUCUAUCGGCAGCCGACUGUGAGGGUGUUCACCAAGGCGGAGGAGAAUUAUUCGCUCUCGAUUCGUGAUGGAAAGGUUAUUCUCGCGAGGCAGGAUCCCAGCGAUGAGUAUCAGCACUGGAUUAAAGAUCUGAGAUACAGCACAAAAGUGAAGGAUGAAGAGAGCUUCCCUGCUUUUGCUCUCAUCAACAAGGCUACUGGUGAAGCUAUCAAGCACUCCUCUGGAGCAACUCAUCCAUUUCCCGAGCCUAAAAUUGUUUGCAAUGAUCCAAUUCCAGACAGUUUUCUUCGCACGGUUGUCCAUAAUGAGAAUGAAGCAUAUGAACAAUAUUGUGCUUAUGCACACCAUAUUGGAUUUACUGUUCGAAAGGACCACAGUAGUUUUUGGCCGAAUUCGAAGAACAUUAAGACGAAAGACUUCAUUUGUGGUAAGGCUGGUUACAAAAGAGAGCCGAAGUUCAAUAACACAGUGAAGUUCAAAAGAGCAGACACGAGGACUGGUUGUCUAGCCAUGAUUCGAUAUGUCGUUGAUGUUGAAGGCAACUGGUCAGUUAAGAAAUUUAUAAAAAGUCAUAAUCAUCCCUUGGCGAAGUCUGGUGAUAGGCAUCUCUUGCGUUCCAACAGAAAGAUAAUUGAAAUUAAUGCAAAAAGGGACAUUUAUAACAACUCUAGAUAUAGACAUCUCGAGAAGACACAAAUGUUAUCAAGUUCUUCAAGUGACCUCAUAUUUAUCACACAAGUUCAAGAACUUGCAUAUCAAAUUAUUACUAAAGCAGCAGGAAAUGAACAGGCUGAGAAUUACGUGUUGGAGUCAUUUAAGAAAUUAUCAGUUGAUAUCGAUGACAUAUUGAAUGGGAGAGAACCUCAGUCAAAGCAAAAAUCAAAUAAGAAAAAAAUAUUGAAUAAAGAGCGCAAUUUGAAUGACCCAACGAAGAUGCAGCCAAACGGAAUAUCUAAUUCUAAGUUAAAAGAGUAUUGGGAGAAAAACAAGAGAAUAAAAAGAAAUGAGAAAGAGGCUUGUUCAAGCCAAGAUCCAGUUCUUCUAUGCGACCCAUUGUUUGCAAUGUCGGAUUGUCUCAGUCAGGUCCGAUUGGUUCCCUACAACCCCAAUUUCCUCGACGAGUCUGUGCUUUGGACGGAGAGCAGGGAUUUAGGCGAUGGAUUCCGGUGCAUAAGAAUGGUGAACAACAUUAGUUUGAAUUUUGAUGCAUUUAAUGGUGAUGAGCAGCAUGGAGGAGUUCAUGAUGGAACCAUUAUUGUGCUCUGGGAGUGGCUCAAGGGCAAGAAUCAGAGAUGGAAGAUUGUUCCUUACUAAUGAAUGUAUUUGGAGGGAGUUUGUUCACUGUGCGUGUGUUUUGAGGUAUUUAGCUUCACUUUCUCUGUGUUUGCUGGAUAAAAUUUGCAGUGGAGUUUGUUUACCUGCACUUGUAUCUGUUGUGACUUCUAUGUUUGUUGAACUUUAUUAUUAUGAUUGUACAGUAAAAAUAUUAUUUUUAUUAUUA